AUGGAGAUCAGCGACAGUUCCGGCGGCGGCGGAGGGGAUUGCUCGUUGUCACUGCCGUCAGGCUUCGGCAAGAGGCCAUGGCUGGUACAAGCGCAGGGGACACAAGCGCUGUCCUUCGUCGACAUAUCGGACAGGAGCCUGCAUACGAGGGCUAUCCCCGACCUGCAGGGCAAGCUGUGUCUGGGCUGCGUCCACGACGGCGACUGGCUGCUCAUGGCGGACGAGAUCACCGGCGACAGCUUCCUUUUCUGCCUCUCCGACUCGUCCAAGGUCUCGCUGCCGCCUCUGCGGGAGCCGUUAGGGCACCUUGGAGCGUGCGUCGUGCUGGGGCCAUCGCCGGCUAACCGUGAAAGCGCCGUGGUGAUCGCCAGCACAGAAGAACCGGAAGAGAGCUUCCUGCUCCGUUGCCACCCCGGCGACGAGGAGUGGGCCAAGCUGACGAUACAAGGGCUCCACUCUUACAUAUUGUCUGGCAACCUUGUAAACUGCGCAGGACAGCUUUACUCAUACACCACCUUUGGCUUUUGGGGCCUUGUCGCCCUAGAUGUCAUCGACGGCGGCGCCACCAUUCAAGCUCGUGCGAACCUCUGGUGGGAGAGGCCAUGGGAUGCAUCGUCGCAUAAGCCCUACCUCAUCGAGUCGAGCGGGGACCUGUUCUUGGUGGCAGUGUCGUACCACGGGUGCCAUCCCUACAAUUGCUCGUUCGAUGGAGUUUCUGUGCAUCGCCUAGAUCGAGACAGGGCGACGCUUAGGAAGGUGGAGGGCAUCGGCGCCGGCCGUGCCUUCCUCAUCGCCGGUAGGUACGGCUUCCCGUGCGCCGCCGUGGAAGGGGUCGUGCAGGGCAACUGCGUCUACGUCGUGUUGCCGGGCUGUGACUGCGAGAGGAUUUACAAGCUAUGCUUGGAUGAUAUGACGAUCAGCUUGCAGACGACCCUUCCUCAUCCCACGGAGAAUUUACGGGGGGGAUUUUGGUCCGUUCCUGCAAGGAUCCGAGCUGAGUACAAAGAAUCAGACCAAUCAAUCCGUCGCGAUAUGGAGGUUAGUGUACUAAACAACUUCAACAACGACGAGGAGGAACACACUGCCACCAUAUCACCAUGGUUAGACCUUCCAAUAGAGAUGCUAGAGUUAAUACUUUCAAACCUCUCGUUGGUCGAUCGAGUACGAUUUCAAUCAGUUUGCAAGGAGUGGAGCUUGGUUUCCAACCCGGUUGCCAAAGCAAAGGCUUGGCCAUGGCUCAUGCACUGCAUCAGGCAAGACGGUGAAUGCAAGAUGUUUGACCCUUUACAUCCCAUGGAGUAUGCUUUGAAGAAGGUUGGUCUGUUUGAUACUGAUGUGCGGCAGGCUUUCCGCUUCUCCAAAGACGGAUGGGUGGUAGUGUUCCAUGGCAGCAGCGACCACAUCUUCGCCAUAAAUCCGAUCACGGGAGAUACUGUGGAGCUCCCCAGGCUGGACUACUGGUACGACUUCACCGGCAUGGCGUUCUCGUCGGUGCCGACUUCCCCGGACUGCAUCUUCGUCGGAGCUAUCAGCUCUCCCACAGGCGAUUGGGUCAGGGUGUGGACGUACAGGACCAACAGGGAAGAGACCACGGACGACGAGGGUGAGGAGGAGCAAGAGAUGUGCUGGGAUGACAUUGCUUUUGAUACUAGCAAUGCGCUGUUCCCGGUGGCGCGGAACAAUCCGGUCUAUUUCAGAGGGGAGUUCUAUUUCCUCGGACAGAGAGGCAACCUCGCCGUCUUCCACCCGGGCAACAUCGUGUGGAGAGUCCUCGACAAACCAGAGCCCAUCCACCCCAACCUGACUGUCAAUGAUGAGGGCAAGGAAGCAUGCUACUUGGUUGAGCUGACAGGGGAAUUGAUAGCUGUGUUCCAUCGCAGCGCCAAUGAGCCCCCACGAGUACUCAAACUUGAUGAGACGAACAUGUCAUGGGUUGAGAUUGAGGACAUUGGUGGAGGAACUCUAUUUUUGGAUUACCGAGCGUCUAUGGCCAUGCCAUCAUCUGAAGUCGGACAUGGACAUGGUGAUAGGAUAUAUUUCCCAAAGUAUAGUGAAGAGGGAAAUCAAGCAUUUUUCUACGAUAUGAAGGCCAAGAAGUACAGCCCAACGUUCUACAGUGGUAAAGAACCAAUGAAUUGUGUUUGGUUUGUGCCUAAGCUACAUGUUGAUACAUAAUCAGCAUCUUAGACAAUGGACAAUACAUGCAUCUUGCAGUAAAGGCUAUCUAACCUUCUGGACCUAAACCUCUAUGAGAUACAUGUUUAGAUGAUCUUUACAACAGAACUAGUAUAAUAUGUCGCCACUUUGCGUGACUGUAACCACCAUCUCUUUGUUUACAUGUUACCCGUAAUAAGUAUAUUAAACUCAUAAUAGCAAUUGACAAUGUAAACCAGUAUUUUUAUCAAAUACUUACCAAAAAUGUAA
Messenger RNA from Oryza brachyantha (malo sina), 2424 nucleotides. RefSeq lists its product as uncharacterized. The transcript has 3 exons. Lineage: Eukaryota; Viridiplantae; Streptophyta; Magnoliopsida; Poales; Poaceae. The record is from RefSeq and is a predicted model, not a curated record. Gene Ontology annotation, molecular function: protein binding. Bases 1 to 2175 code for a protein of 724 amino acids.